Messenger RNA from Hymenoscyphus albidus, 2034 nucleotides. Lineage: Eukaryota; Fungi; Ascomycota; Leotiomycetes; Helotiales; Helotiaceae. The record is from the annotation of a GenBank genome assembly.
CCACGCUCUCACUCCAACACCAUACUGUAUUGGUUGGCUGCUCUCCAAACCAUGCGACAAAAGUAGCAUGUAGAGGAAUGAACAACAUCAUAGGCACACGAUCCUUGCCUUCUCAUCAUGACGAUUCUCAACUUCACGCUCAAUCCCGAGGCAAUCAGCAAGAUGCAUGAUGCUCUCGUGUGUCUCGGUAAAUUCAAUGAAGCCGUUUCUAUCGAAGCAUCUCAAGACAAGGUCGGCAAUUUUUGGCAUCUUUCUCUCAAUUAUUGAAACUGAUUUGAAUGAUUCUCAGCUGGUCUUGACUGCUCUCAAUUCUUCCAAAUCUGCGUACGCUUCUUUCACCUUGGUUGGAAAUAAAUUCUUCACAAAGUUCCACUACAAGCAACCACUCGUGAGAGGAUCUUCUCAAUCCAGAGAAAAGUUCAGUUGUAAGAUUUACAAUAAAGUGAGUUUUGACAUUGAACUUGUAAAACUUCGUCUGAUAUGAUUUCCAGGCUCUGUUGUCCGUUUUCAAAGGUCGAGUCGGCGAUCCAUCUCGAGAAAGAGAGACAGCCAUUGAGAGAUGUGAAGUCACAGUUCAAGAUGGCGAAGGCCAGGCAAGAAGCCGAUUCAUUGUCAAGAUUAUCUGCAGGCAUGGUAUGUGAAUGAGUUUUCUUUGCACGAAAAGUUGAUUUAUUUUGAUAGGCGUAAUCAAAACAUAUCGUCUUACCUUCGAGUCUGUUGCUCCUAUGCAUGCCCAAUUUACCAAGGCAAACGUGAACAAUCAUUGGGCAAUUUCAUCAAGAACGUUACGAGAGUUUGUGGAACACUUUGGACCCGGUACUGAACAGCUUGAUAUAUACUCAGAGGAUGGCCGCGUUAGUCUGACCAGCUACACCGAGAAAAUCGUGUCAGGAAAUGGUGGAAUAUCACCUCGCUCUAUCUCCAAGUAAUUGCUAAUACUUCUCAGAAAUACUGAAGCAGCCUCUACAUACGACGAUUGCAGUGGAUACUUUGGAAUUUACAGAAUUCUCAGUUGAAGAGCAACUUCAUAUAGUUGUUAGCGUCAAAGACUUUAAAUCAAUCAUAACGCAUGCCGGUAUAACGGCUACCGUUGUGAAAGCUUGUUAUUCCCGCCCAGCAUCACCAAUGCAACUAACUUAUACUGAUGGCGGAGGCGUUUUAAGUGAGUUCAUUCUAAUGACGAUUGGGGAAGUCAGAAGCAAAUCGGCAACUCCUAUACCGAAUGUUUCUAGAGCGGCAUCUAGAGCAGUUUCCAAUCGACCCGCAUCAAGACAGCCUCCAGAUGCCACUUCAAAUUCUGGAAGAGCAACGCCUUCGGAAAUGCCACCUCCACCUCGAACUGCUUCCAUGCGAGAAAGGGAAACCGGAAAGAGUAAAAUGACCAGACCGUCUCCACCACCGCCACAACCUAGCAUACCAUCCGAUGCUCUCUUCGUGCCUGCCGCUGAUGGAGACCAAGUAUGGGACCCAGUCAAUUACGAUGAUGACGAUGAUGCCAUGUUGCUUUGGGACCAGGAUCGAGGAGAAGAACAUGUAGGUAUGUUUUCCGCUAGAGAAUAUCCUUCUGACUAGCGAUAGAAUCAUUCGGCGACGUUAAACUCUACUCGUACGCAACAAAAUCAAAACCAUCCCGGUGAUUCAAGAGACGACCAGAACAUCCGACUGGCACCAACACAGCGCCUUGGACCGACCCAAAGCAUGACAGAGGUGAGAAAUCCACAUCUUUCGCUGGGAGCAUGUUUUCUAAUCUCAACAGAUCAAGGGUAUGUUCGACGAUUAACAACUUGAUUCCAAAUGUACGAAAUCACAACAAAUCUGGGCCAUCAUCAAAUGCGCCAUGGUUUGCUGUCAUCUCACAGCUAGUCCAUCCAAUAGCGACCACAACGUGAGCACGUUAACGGAUGCUACGAAGGAAGAGGAGCAAGAUAUACCCCUUAGCUAUUGAUACAAACCCAGCUCGUAGCAUACCCUGCUCCUAUACUGGAAAUAUUACUUCCUGGCGGUAAAUAUUUAUUGGAUGCCACAACAUUCCAC